Sinocyclocheilus anshuiensis is the source of this 3858-nucleotide messenger RNA. Its product is annotated as PHD finger protein 21A-like. The coding region runs from base 311 to 2377 and encodes 688 amino acids. Lineage: Eukaryota; Metazoa; Chordata; Actinopteri; Cypriniformes; Cyprinidae. The transcript is spliced from 17 exons. Gene Ontology annotation, molecular function: chromatin binding. The record is from RefSeq and is a predicted model, not a curated record. Gene Ontology annotation, biological process: negative regulation of transcription by RNA polymerase II. Gene Ontology annotation, cellular component: histone deacetylase complex.
CGCACAAGCUGGCGGUGAAUGGGAUGGAAGAAGAGUUCUUGUUUUGUAUAUCAGUUUCUGUCUUUUUUAUGUAUUUUGGGUUAAAAAUCAAGCGAACAAAGCGAAGAUUCCUCCUGUUACACUGUUCAAAACUUUAGGGCGCUAAAGGGAAUAAAUUCAUCCGCGGGAUAGGGUGUUAGUGGUGAAAUGCUCGGCUGUUUGUAGAUAUAUAUUUAAAUAAUUGGUGAGUGUGUGUGUAAGUGUAUGAAGAUCGGGGUUUGACUGCUGGAGGAGUGUGUACGAGGCUCCACCCCCCCACUCUGCCAGUUGGAUGGUGUUCAAGACGGCAGACGUUGGGAAGGCAGCUGUGUUGGGUUUUGGGAGGAAGAGAUCGAUGAUGGAACUGCAAAAUUUACAGGAAGCACUCAAAGUGGAAAUCCAGAUCCAUCAGAAACUCGUGAGCCAGAUGAAGCAAGAUCCACAGAAUGCAGAUCUGAAGCUGCAGCUCCGUGACCUGCAGGCCAAGAUCACAGCGCUGAGUGAGCGGCAGAAAAAGGUGGUGGAGCAAUUAAGGAGAGAUCUACUGGUGAAACAGGAAGAUAUGAAGCUGCAGACACUUCAAGCCGAUGGGCAAACAUCUACCUUGCUCAUCACACAGACACAGACGCCUCUGCCUGCUGCCAGCCUCACUGCUCCACAGAGCUCUGUGGCCCCUGUCAUUGCUUCAAAGACUCUACCUCUGAUGCUGAGAGCUGCCACACCCACCUCACCUAUCAUCAUGACACCAGGACCUACUAUAACCGUGGUUACAACCCUUGGCAACACACUCCUGGCAAGCCCUCCUAGCUCAGAUCCUCAAAAGUCCCCAGUAAACUUCCAACCAGUCAUCCAAACGACCAAUCAGGGAGCAGAGCCGGUGCGAGUCAUACCCAAUAGCACUGUUGUUGUGCAAGCUGCCUCCCAACCAAUCAAAGUUCCUCAGUUUGUUCCUCCAGCCAGACAGACAACUCGGCCAGCCACUCUACCGCAGGUCAGGCCAAAACCUCCAGUGUCUUUGUCUCCAGCUGCUGCUCAGGUUUCUGUGCACACCUUACAGUCACCGGUGUUACUGAGCACUGCCCUCCCUUCCUCUGGUCACGUCCAGCAGAUGCGUAUCCUCAAUGGCCUGCCCUGCCCCAACAGCUGUAACAACACAAGCAUCCUGAUCUCCACAUCUACACACGCGCAGAGACACACACAGCAGUUACCUCACAACAGCCCAAGCUCUGACAACACGAUACCCACAGUGGAAUAUGGGACAGAGCCAAAGACUUCAUUGCUCAUCUCUCCAGACACGCCUACACACACUUCACCUCCACUGUCUUUAGAUACGCCAUCUUCACCUGCCCCCACCAACACACACACUCCUGCCUCCAAACAUCAGGAGAGCCCUCUGAAACUGGCCUUCAUGUUGUCUCUGGGACUGGUCACACGCGACUAUCUAGAAGAGAUUCAAAGCAGGCGUCAGGAACGCAAGAGACGAACAACAGCAAAUCCAAUAUAUAGUGGAGCCAUGUUUGAACCAGAGCGGAAGAAGAGCUCAGUGUCGUAUCUGAGUUCCAUAAACCAGUCUAGCAGGAAGAGAGCCAAUGAGGACAGCUUGUCAGAGAUUCUGCAGAAGGAAGAUGCCAUUGAGUGGCCAGGGACUCUUGCUAUUGUCCAUUCCUACAUCUCCUAUAAAGCAGCUAAAGAGGGAGAGAAAGAUCGUCUGAAGAGAUGGAGCACAGAGCUGCAGCAGGAAAGAGAGACGCUGGAGCACAGAAUCGGACAGCUCAGCGACUCUAUAACGAGCUGUGUGGACAGCAAGAACAGCGUACUGGCCCAGCAGAGAGAGAUGGAGGCUUCGCUUGAGAAAACGAGAGGGCUGGUGUGUCUGAUCAGAGGGAUCCAGUUGUCUCCCUUCAUCUGCCCUGAGGUCAUGGCUAAUGGAGAAACCUCGCACAAUGGAGCUUCCAAAUCCAGUGCGGUCACCACAGACACAAACAACAACACAAAUACCCCAACAAGCUCCUCAGAAGCGACGGUGAUAAUUAGCACCCUCACAAACACGAGCGAUACCUUAAAGCAGAUCGCCACGAAUAACAACCCAGAGGCUGCCGGUGCAAAGAGCGAUGAGGGCAGAGGGGAGAGCGCUCAGAUCAACAGCACAUCCAGAAUCAAGGGCGAACCCACAAAUAUAAACGCCGCAGCCUUCAGCAAUAACAGCAGCAACCAGGCGGUUCUCAGUACCAAUGGAACUGUGUCCACAGGAGAGGAGAAUACAAAAAAACAUAAAAACAACAAAGACCUCAGCGUCAUCCCGCAGGCCCUCCUCGGCUCAAUCGUGCCCCUUACAGAAGUGACAGAGGGGGUGAAAUAGCAUCGACUACCACGCCACAGUUGGGGCCCAAAGCGUGCCAGUUAACAGUGUUGUUGUUUCGUGUUGUCGUUUCAUCCCUUGUAUCUAUGAGGGAAAGAAAAUCCAUCGUGCCAUUUACUACAUGCAGGAAGGAGGUUCCUAAAGUACCAGCAAUGUGUAUGCUCACGUAUGCACACCGAAAAGAUUUCUACAAAGAAUAAUGAUAUAGAAAAGAGUAAUAAAAUUUAAAGAUAUCACACCAUUGUGUGCCUGAUACAGUUGCCAUAGCACCUCUGAGUGGGAAAGCUUCUGAAGGCUGGAUCGGGGUGAAGGUCUCGUCCUGCUAGAUGAGUAGUGCAGCUUCCUAUCAGGUCCUGUAGCUCUGAUCUAAAACAUAAGAUAUGACGUGUUGAGGAGUUCAGUGUCCGUUUUGUCUGUGAAACACAACUGAGGUGCAGUUGUUUCGUCUAGUUUUCAGUUGUUGUGUCUCCAGGGCAGAACAUGGAGCGCAAAAACAGGUUCUUUGUCACACACUGACAGAAAUACAGGUCUUCCAGGCGUUCUUCUGGAGGUUUAACUAUUUUCAUUUGCAUUUGUCUAUUUUGUGGUGUUUUUGAAAAACCGAAACAUUUCUGUAAAUAUGUUUUGCUAUUUUUUACAUAUGACCUUAUUUAUAAUUUUCUUCUUUCUUACAAAAAUAUUCCGUAAUUCUGUUCUGCCAAAUAAUCGAUGCCACAGGGAACUGUUCUUUUACGUUACUCGGAACAUUAGAUAGAUAUUUAAGAGUAGUAGAAUAGUAUUUGUAGUGUCAGUCCUGAAGUGAGGUCUGUGAGGUAAAUUCUGACCAUGCCUUAUCUACUGAACAGAUGUGAUUUAUUGAGAGCGCAGUUCAGGCGCCGUCACAGAAGGGAAUGAUUUGAGAUGUCUCUCACAUCACUCUCACUCCAUUUCCACAUUCAGAGGAUUUUUUAUUUACCCAGACUGUAGCAGGGGUCUCAUGCCUUGUCCAACGACUUAGGAGGAAUCGUGCAGUCAGAAAUAUCCCAUAAAACCGCUAUGCCAGUAACGUUACACUUAUGGGCCAAUUUAAGGGCUUCUGUUCUGUAUCAUUUUAACACACUUUACUACACUGUUCUGUAAACCUCUCCAAAAGCACAACACAGCAGGCGUACGUUAUACGUGCCUAGCGCAACUACUUUACCAUUGUCUCUUAGGGGCUCUUCUGUUAUCGCUUUAUUUACCUUUUGCAUUUCUCUAACCGUAUCAGAGCUCUCGACGCUCUCUCACUGCUGUGCAUUUCACAGUGUGUGUCUGCACAUGAACAAGCACAGACAAACACCAGAACCAGACCAGUUCUAACAUCUGAGAUACAGCAGCCGUAGCUUGAACACUGUAUCAUGUGCACAGACGACACUUCCAGUGUGUUUUUUUUGUUUUUUUUUUUAAAGAAAAAAGCACAAGAAAUAAUCCAGAAACACAAUAGUGUCAAACACACUUUUGAU